Callorhinchus milii (elephant shark) is the source of this 2886-nucleotide messenger RNA. RefSeq names its product elongator acetyltransferase complex subunit 4 (gene elp4). Gene Ontology annotation, biological process: tRNA wobble uridine modification. The transcript is spliced from 10 exons. Gene Ontology annotation, cellular component: transcription elongation factor complex; elongator holoenzyme complex; cytoplasm. Lineage: Eukaryota; Metazoa; Chordata; Chondrichthyes; Chimaeriformes; Callorhinchidae. The record is from RefSeq and is a predicted model, not a curated record. The coding region runs from base 1 to 1245 and encodes 414 amino acids.
AUGGCGGCGCCCACGGCCACGAGUUUCCAUCGCAGAAGCCGGAGUCAGACUGGUGGCGGCGGCGGCGGCGGUGGGGGGGCAACGGCAACGGCAACGGCGGCGUCUUUGCCCGGAACGCGCGCCUCAGUCCACAACGGGCAACUGCUCGUCUCAACCGGAGUGCCGUCCCUCGACUAUAUGUUAGGAGGGGGACUAGCGGUUGGAACUCUUCUGCUCAUUGAGGAGGAUAAGUACGAGAGCUACUCGUGGAUGUUGCUGAAGUAUUUUUUAGCAGAAGGCGUUGUUUGCGGCCACUCUCUCUACAUAGCGUCUGCCAGAGAUCACCCAGAGGAUAUAAUACAGGAGCUUCCUGCCCCUCUGCUCGAUGAUGUUGCUCAGAGCACGUUAGAGGAAGAAUCGGGGAAUGUAAAUAGUUUUGCCACUGCCUCCCAGAAUUCUAUGAAAAUAGCAUGGCGAUAUCAGAACCUACCUAAAGUACAGACGGCCUUGGUGUGCUCCUCAAGAUUCGGCCAUUACUACGACGUGUCCAAAACAAUGAGUGUGGAGCAGCAGCACUCUGUCAAAUGUCACAGCUUCUUCCUGCCUGAUGAAGUUCCUCUAGAAUUCGACGUGACUAAGACUGGUGAUAUGAACUUCGGGUACAUCAAGCUGCUGAGAUCCAUCCAGAGUGUUGUCCGCAAGGAAGGAUUUGAUGGAGCUUGUCCCCAGACUAAACCGAGGAACAUCCUGCGGAUAGGAAUCCAUUCCCUUGGCUCGCUGCUGUGGGGCGAGGAGGUUGGGCUCAGUGAAAACCCUGAGCACUCGUGCAGCCUGACUAAAUUUCUCUACGCACUGCGUGGCCUUCUCAGAACAUCUCUCUCCACCUGCAUUAUCACUGUGCCUGGACAUCUCACCCAGAACAAGGUAAUUAUGGGCCGUGUAAGGAAGCUAUCCGAUACAGUGGUGGGUCUUGAAUCAUUUAACAGUUCGGAGAGGGAAACCAAUCCACUCUACAAGGACUAUCACGGUUUGCUCCACAUACGGCAACUUCCUCGUCUUAAUAGUUUAAUCUGCGAUGCGCCCGAUACAAAGGAUCUCGCUUUCAAAUUGAAACGAAAACUGUUCACUAUCGAGAGAUUGCAUUUGCCUCCAGAUUUGUCAGAUACAGUGAGCCGAUCAAGCAAACAGGAUCUGGCAGAAUCAGCCAAACUGCUGAGCUCAGGAUGUGGUGGUGGAGCCAGAGGCAAGACGCACCUGGAUUUUUAGUGACUCUUAUUUAACCACUUCACUCCACAUUCUCAUCAUGUCGAAAGUAUGAUUACAAAUUGUUUUUGUAUAUAUUAGUAAUAAAGAUUGUUUCCUGUCAACCUGACUUUUGUUUGUGAGUCAUCCAACAAAUCAGAACCAAAUCAGGUUAUUCUGCAGUAUUUUGCAUUUUUGUUUUGGGUUAUUCUUUGAUUGAUCACUAGGCUUGAAUCCAUUGAGAAUGAGCUGAUUACAACAUGUCGUGAUGUGCUAAUUUCAGGUUAAGAGACUUCUGUCUAUGAAACAAGGAAUAAAAUUCAGGCCCUUAGAAUAUAUUUAUUUAUGGCCAGAGCAUUGGCAAUAAUAACUAGAUGGCUUUUACUUUUUACUUCAUUACUGAAACCAUUACUUCUCUCUCUCUGAAAAAUUUGGAGAAAUAAGGAUGUCAUUAAAAUUUAAGGCCAAUUGUUUUAGAGAUAACCAAAAAUAUUUUCAGUAUUACUGCAGAAAAGAUUGAAUGUGCGACAUUGCAGCCCAGUGAUCUUGCCAUGUAACCACAAUACAUUUAAAGCAACUCGUUGAAUCCAAAAGAUAAUGUAAAUUUACAUGAUUGCCUUUUUUUAAGAACUGUAAUGAUAAUGCAUAUACUGUAUAUAAAAAGAAGGUAAAUAUUGUGGUGUCACUAAUGAAUAGGCAUAAGGUAGACACCCUUACUGGAGGUCUGUAUGAAACAUGAAGACAUAUGACAGAAGAUGAAAUGAAGACUGACAAUUGCACUGGUCUCAGAGCAGCAGAACUGGACACAGAUGAAAGAUGGAUGGCAAGGUAGUGUAAUAUAUACUCAAACCAACAUAGUAAUAUCACAUGGAUUAGCAAAGCGGAGUUCAGGUAAAGCUUGAAUGCCAUUCAUUGAGACACUUCAAUACACAAGAUAGAUGUAAGCAUUUGUCAGCGUCGAGACAGUAUUACAUAUAUUUUGUGACAUGUUAACCCACUGCCCUUGAUUGGCACUUUUAGCUUAAUGGAUAUUCAUGAUGCCAAGCAUUACCUUUGGUAGAAAUCAACAGGACUAAAAUCAUUAUCUCUCCCAACUGCAGGGUUGAGAAUUUUGGUUGAAAUUAAUAAUAAUCCUUGCAUUUGAUACAGCGCCUUAUCACGUCUUCUAGAUAUCUCAAAGCACUUGACAGGAUACAUGUAAAGUGAAUCGACUGUAUAUUUUAUGGGCGAAACGUUGAAAUUGAAAAUGUUAUUUCUUUCCUCGGAAUAUGGUUGCCCAUAAAGCUCUUUAUUUACAAUAGAUAUAAUAGAUGACUGACUCUGGCCUGAAAUUGUUAGUAUAUAAAAAGUUGAAGCCAAUUAAUUGUUUGCUGUAGUACCAAUUUCAAAAGUUGCAAUUACUCUUUUGUAUUGCUGGUCUUCACUAUCAUUGUACAUGGUGUGAAAUGGUCAUGGUUCAUAGGUGAGGCUAUCAUAAUCUAAUUCAUUGAGCGGCUUGGAGUAGUCGCAAACAGCCCUGAAUGUUAUGUGCUUCAACAAUCAGUCAGCCUUCAUGUAAACCUACAACAGCUUGGUUUGAUAGUUUCACCGCUGUGUCACUGAACAAAUGCAUUAAUACGACUUUGUAAGCUGCCAAUUUUUUUCAUACAAAAUAAAGUAAUUAUU